CGGUGUGAGCGGCCCGGCUGGGGGGGCAAGAUGGCGGCGGCAAUAGGGGUCCGCGGCCGGUUCGAGCUGUCGCCUUGCUCCGGCCCAGGUUGGCUUCUCAGCCUUUCCGCUUUGCUGAGCGUGGUGGCCCGAGGGGCCUUGGCCACCACGCACUGGGUCGUCACGGAGGACGGGAAGAUCCAACAGCAGGUGGAUUCGCCAAUGAACUUGAAGCAUCCUCAUGACUUAGUCAUAUUAAUGAGACAAGAAACAACAGUUAACUACCUCAAAGAAUUAGAGAAGCAAUUAGUUGCUCAAAAAAUUCACAUAGAGGAGAAUGAGGACAGAGACACAGGACUAGAACAGAGACAUAAUAAAGAAGAUCCUGACUGCAUCAAGGCCAAGGUGCCCUUGGGAGACCUGGACCUAUAUGAUGGAACAUAUAUAACACUGGAAAGCAAGGACAUCAGCCCUGAGGAUUUCAUAGACACAGAAUCUCCUGUCCCUCCAGAUCCGGAGCAACCCGAUUGCACGAAAAUUCUAGAACUUCCAUAUAGUAUACAUGCUUUUCAGCACUUACGAGGUGUCCAAGAGAGAGUUAAUCUAUCUGCCCCUCUUUUACCUAAAGAAGAUCCAAUCUUCACAUAUUUAUCUAAACGCUUAGGAAGGAGUAUUGACGACAUAGGUCACCUCAUUCAUGAAGGCCUGCAGAAGAACUCUUCCUCCUGGGUACUGUACAACCUAGCUUCGUUUUACUGGAGAAUAAAAAAUGAACCGUAUCAGGUAGUGGAAUGUGCCAUGCGAGCACUUCACUUCUCUUCCAGGCACAAUAAAGACAUUGCUCUGGUCAAUUUGGCCAAUGUUCUACACAGAGCGCAUUUCUCUGCCGAUGCUGCCGUUGUGGUCCAUGCAGCUCUGGAUGACAGUGAUUUCUUCACCAGCUACUAUACACUGGGGAACAUAUAUGCAGUGUUGUCUCCACAGAUGCUCGGGGAAUAUAACCACUCGGUGCUCUGUUACGAUCAUGCUCUGCAGGCCAAACCUGGGUUUGAGCAAGCUAUAAAGAGGAAGCAUGCUGUCCUAUGUCAGCAAAAGCUGGAGCAGAAGCUUGAGGCUCAGCACAGGUCCCUCCAGAGAACACUGAAUGAAUUGAAAGAGUACCAGAAGCAGCAUGACCACUACCUGCGGCAGCAGGAGAUCCUAGAGAAACACAAACUCAUUCAGGAAGAGCAGAUCUUGCGCAACAUCAUCCACGAGACUCAGAUGGCAAAAGAGGCACAGUUGGGAAAUCAUCAGAUAUGCCGUCUUGUCAACCAGCAGCAUAGUUUGCAUUGCCAAUGGGACCAACCUGUGCGCUACCAUCGAGGAGAUAUCUUUGAAAAUGUGGACUAUGUUCAGUUUGGUGAUGAUUCAUCAACCUCCAGUAUGAUGUCUGUGAAUGUUGAUGUUCCUUCAAAUCAGAGUGAUGUCAGUGAGUCCAUCAAGUCUUCUCCUGUAGCCCAUUCUGUCCUCUGGGUGUGGGGCCGUGACUCUGAUGCAUACAGGGAUAAACAACAUAUUCUUUGGCCUAAAAGAGCAGAUUGUACAGACAGCUAUCCCAGAGUCCCUCUUGGUGGGGAAUUACCAACAUACUUUCUGCCUCCAGAGAACAAAGGACUCAGGAUCCACGAACUGACCAGUGAUGAUUAUUCUUCAAAAGAAGAGGCCCAAACCCCUGACUGUUCCAUAACUGACUUCAGAAAAAGCCACACCCUGUCCUUCUUAGUCAAAGAAUUAGAGGUCCGCAUGGAUCUGAAAGCCAAAAUACCCGAUGACCAUGCACGCAAAAUUUUGCUUUCCCGUAUUAAAAACUAUACUAUCCCAGAAGAAGAAAUUGGGUCUUUUUUAUUUCAUGCUAUUAACAAGCCAAACGCUCCGGUGUGGCUCAUUCUGAAUGAAGCAGGACUGUACUGGAGAGCAGUAGGAAAUAGCACUUUCGCUAUCGCCUGCCUUCAGAGGGCUUUGAAUUUAGCUCCGCUCCAAUACCAGGACAUUCCUCUUGUCAACCUGGCCAACCUUUUGAUUCAUUACGGCCUUCAUCUUGAUGCUACUAAGCUGCUCCUGCAAGCGCUGGCUGUCAACAGCUCCGAGCCGCUGACCUUUUUGAGCCUGGGAAAUGCUUACCUGGCUCUGAAGAAUGUCAGCGGGGCACUUGAAGCCUUCAGGCGGGCCUUGAAGCUAACUACCAGAUGCCCAGAGUGUGAAAGCAGCCUAAAGCUGAUCCGCUGCAUGCAGUUUUACCCUUUUCUGUACAACAUUACCUCUUCAGUUUGUAGUGGUCAUUGUCAUGAGAAAGCCCUGGACAACAGCCAUGACAAACAGAAAUAUUUUGACCACCCACAGUCACUGGAUGCUGCUGGAGAAGAGCCCUCUGAACAAGGAACAGAGGAGGACCCUGUGCUUUCUGUUGAGAACUCAGGGAGGGACUCAGAUGCCCUUAGGCUUGAAAGCACGGUGGUUGAGGAGAGCAAUGGUUCUGAUGAGGUGGAGAAAUCAGAUGAAACAAAGAUGUCAGAAGAGAUACUGGCUUUGGUGGAUGAGUUUCAGCAGUCCUGGCCUCUGGAAGGCUUUGGGGGAACACUAGAAAUGAAGGGGCGGCGUCUGGACCUGCAGGGAAUACGGGUACUGAAGAAAGGUCCCCAGGAUGGAGUAGCCAAGAGCUCUUGUUAUGGAGACUGCAGAAGUGAAGACGAUGAAGCAACGGAGUGGAUCACAUUCCAGGUCAAACGUGUAAAGAAACCCAAAGGGGAUCAUAAAAACCCUCCUGGUAAAAAAGUAGAGUCAAAUCAAGCAGAAAACGGAAAGCGCUACCAAGCAAACCUAGAGAUCACUGGCCCAAAGGUGGCAUCUCCUGGACCCCAAGGAAAAAAACGUGACUACCAGAGUCUGGGGUGGCCCAGUCCAGAUGAAUGCCUCAAACUCCGCUGGGUGGAGCUAACUGCCAUUGUGAGCACCUGGCUGGCAGUUUCUUCCAAAAACAUUGACAUCACAGAACACAUAGACUUUGCCACACCCAUACAGCAGCCAGCAAUGGAACCGCUGUGCAAUGGCAAUCUCCCCACAAGCAUGCAUACCCUGGACCACUUACAGGGAGUGUCCAACAGAGCCAGCCUGCACUACACGGGUGAGAGCCAGCUAACAGAGGUAUUGCAGAAUCUUGGCAAGGACCAGUAUCCUCAACAGUCACUUGAACAAAUUGGCACCCGAAUCGCCAAGGUUUUGGAAAAAAAUCAAACUUCAUGGGUCCUAUCCAGCAUGGCAGCCCUCUACUGGAGAGUGAAAGGUCAGGGGAAAAAAGCCAUCGACUGCCUGCGCCAGGCCCUGCACUAUGCCCCCCACCAGAUGAAGGAUGUGCCCCUAAUCAGCCUGGCCAACAUCCUGCACAAUGCCAAGCUCUGGAAUGAUGCCGUCAUAGUGGCCACCAUGGCUGUGGAGAUCGCGCCACACUUCGCCGUGAACCACUUCACUCUGGGCAACGUCUAUGUGGCAAUGGAAGAGUUUGAGAAGGCCCUGGUGUGGUAUGAGUCAACACUGAAGCUACAGCCAGAGUUCGUGCCUGCUAAGAACCGGAUCCAGACCAUCCAGUGCCACCUAAUGCUGAAGAAAGGCCGGCGGUCCCCCUAGGGCCUGCUUCCUUCCCUCGGCUCUCCCAGCCACGGUCCCCCUAGGGCCUGCUUCCUUCCCUCGGCUCUCCCAGCCACGGUCCCCCUAGGACAUGCCUCCCUUCCCUCGGCUCUCCCGGUCCUGAGCAGAGCCCCAUCACAGUCGGUUCCCACAUGGGGGUGUGUGGGAAUUACCGAGGAAGACAUAGCAGGACUUGGCCUGCAAGGCUGGCUUUGCUGGUUUAAGCUCCUCCUCCCCAGCUACCCUCAGAAGAGGCAUCUUCAGAAACAGGGUUUCCCACACACUGUAAAUACUGAGCCAGGACAGCCGGAGCUCCGCUCUGUCUUCAAAACCUCCAUGCCUUCAUGGCUCCUCCAUGGUCCAGCCUCUUCCCUGGAGAGGCCAGAGCCACACUGCCCAUUCUCUGCUUCCCGUGUAGCCUCUGUUCCUGGAAUUGCAAUGCCAGCUGGGGCCGGUCAGUGAGAAGCAGGGAUUCUUGAUGCCCCCAGCAGCUCUGCUCCCUGCCCCAGUCUCGUCCAUUCCACGCUGCUAUGUUACAAGCUCUCAGAGAUAGUUUGCAGGGGAGGAAGGGGAAACAAUUUUACAAACAAAAUAUUUACAACAGCAGACACUCUUAGGGUCAUCUGACCUUUGUAAGUUAUUUAUGUUGGGGUGGGAGGGGGGCUGAGCAGGGGAGUCAGCCGUGUGCAACAUCUUUAUCAUUUGUAUUUUAAUUGCAGAUCGCAAGGAAACCAAUACAUUGAAAUCCUAUAUAACAGGUUUAUAUAUAUAUAGAAUAUGUGUAUUUGAAGCCCUCUACAGACUGAGUCUGUGGUACUAAUUCCUUGUUCGCUGUGUUCCCCGUCUUGGAUUAGGCGUGACUGUCAGCCCUCUCUGUGAGGCUGGCACACCAACUCCUCAGAGGAGAGCCAGGAGCCAGGGUUGGGUGUCCCACACAGUGCCCUUUCCUUUGAUCCCUGGAGAAUCAGAAACUUCAACAUUUUGGAAUCUUUAAGGGCACAUAUUGAGAACAAAAAUAAAAAUUGUUUAUGAGCAAAA
Messenger RNA from Mesocricetus auratus (golden hamster), 4680 nucleotides. It is a transcript of the gene Ttc17, whose product is annotated as tetratricopeptide repeat domain 17. NCBI's taxonomy places the organism in Eukaryota, Metazoa, Chordata, Mammalia, Rodentia, Cricetidae. Gene Ontology annotation, molecular function: protein binding. Gene Ontology annotation, cellular component: cytoplasm; actin cytoskeleton. The transcript is spliced from 25 exons. The coding region runs from base 31 to 3642 and encodes 1203 amino acids. Gene Ontology annotation, biological process: cilium organization; actin filament polymerization. The record is from RefSeq and is a predicted model, not a curated record.